Messenger RNA from Notothenia coriiceps (black rockcod), 450 nucleotides. RefSeq names its product sodium channel protein type 4 subunit alpha B-like. Lineage: Eukaryota; Metazoa; Chordata; Actinopteri; Perciformes; Nototheniidae. The transcript is spliced from 2 exons. Gene Ontology annotation, biological process: sodium ion transport. Gene Ontology annotation, molecular function: voltage-gated sodium channel activity. The record is from RefSeq and is a predicted model, not a curated record. Gene Ontology annotation, cellular component: voltage-gated sodium channel complex. The annotation marks the transcript as partial.
GUCCUGAAUCUGUUCCUGGCCUUGUUGCUGAGCUCUUUCAGCGGGGAUAAUCUGGCGGCCCCAGAGGAGGAAGGAGAAAACAACUUGCAGAUCUCCAUAAACCGGAUAAACAGGGCUAUGUCCUGGCUGAAGACGUGGGUCUUGGAACAGAUCUGGACUUUAAUGGGAAAGAAGAACCACGUGAGCCCAGACCUCAGUGUGAGGGAUGAAGAGGAGGACCAGCAGACCAAGGACUCCUUGGAUCUGACCUUCAUCAUCUCUGAACCCCUCGGCUGUAACCGUGGCAACCUGACCAGCAACUACCACAGCCUCCCGUUGCUAAGGGUCCCCAUCGCUGAGGCCGAGUCAGACCUGGAGUCGCGGGACAACGACGACGAAGAGGAGGACGAAGAGGAAGACGAAGAGGACGACGAAGAGGACGACAAAGAGGACGGCGAAGAGGGCUCCCAG